This is a messenger RNA of Trachymyrmex cornetzi, 2567 nucleotides long. Its product is annotated as sentrin-specific protease 1. The coding region runs from base 427 to 2133 and encodes 568 amino acids. Gene Ontology annotation, molecular function: deSUMOylase activity. Gene Ontology annotation, biological process: protein desumoylation; proteolysis. Lineage: Eukaryota; Metazoa; Arthropoda; Insecta; Hymenoptera; Formicidae. Gene Ontology annotation, cellular component: nucleus. The transcript has 3 exons. The record is from RefSeq and is a predicted model, not a curated record.
AAAGUAUGGUCAAGUAUGGUGCCGAGCGCGAUAUGUAGAAAAUACGCCACCGCUGGGUUAUGUUUGUGAUAUUGCUAAAUUAAACGGUUCAUGGAUGACAAAUCUUACGUUUGAGAGGCAGGAUAAAAAAAUUUCGUCUGGGUUUAAGGUUAAGCGCCUGCUGUGGCACAUACGGCGAAUUCAACGCAAUUCUCGAGAGUAAGCAUCAACCGGAACGGAUGUCGCAUGCCGUGCAGUGAGAUUGAAUUCUUAUUAUCAACUCUUAUAGACUCAGUGUCUUUAAUAGAAAUCGAACAAGAUAUAAAUCAGCAUUUGCUUAUUUGUGCUUUUGUCUAAUUUCUUUAUGUAAGAACCCAGUAUUGAGCUACAUUAGUAAUAUAUGUUGAAUGGGCAAUAAUAAGACCAGGAUAUAUACAUGUGUUAAUCAUGUCUAUAAUAUUUGAUUUUCUGAAGAAGAUCUUCGGAUGGGUAGAUGAAGGUUCUAAGAAACGGAAAGCUGAGGACUGUAACUUUGAAGAAGAAUAUAUAACAUCCAAGAAAUUUAAAUCCAAUUGUAAUAUAGCUCGUACAAUGGAACAGUAUUUUACCAUUGAUGACAGUGAUGACGACGAUAUUGUAUACAUGGGUGAGCAGAAAUGCUCGUCGAUAAAACCGUGCGCACAGAUGAACGGUACUCAUAAAAAGCAAUCGCAAUCUUUUGAAUAUUACAAAACUCCCACUUGUAAGUCUACUUGCUUUAUGCUGCAUCACAAUAAACCGACCACGGAGCACUUUUUCCAUCACAAACAUAGGAUGCCGGAUAUCUAUCACAAUUCUCCCACAUUAUCCAAAACUAAUCAAUUAAAAGAGAAAUAUCAAUAUGAAGAAAUGCUUCAAAAUCUGUUUCCAAGUAGGAUACAGGUAUUUACAGAUAAACCUGCGCGCAAAUCUAUAGAAGUUAUCGACUUAGAAAAGCAACCAGAAAUCAUGACAUCCAGCAAGAUUCAAUCAUCUGUCACUAACUUGUCUAAGAUACCAGCGUCAUACCAUAAUAGAGUUUGCAUGUCAAACUAUUCUAGGACAGAUAAAGAAAAAGUUCCUACUUUAAAUUACAGCAAGAAAGGUAUCACGACGUAUCAGCAAUCCAACAAAGUAAUUACAAUUGAUAGACCCAGUACCAGUGGAUUAGUGAAAACUACGCCAAAGUUACCUGUCGAAGUUGUUGCAACUAACUCAUUGCGUGACGAGCUAGCUGCAAAACCUAUCAUGAGACAAGACUUCAUCCCGCAAGUUACUAAGAGAUACAACGAACGGAUUGAACAACGACACAGAGAGGCUGAAGAACUGAAGAAGAUGACAUGUGUCUUGUCGAAGCACAAUAGAUAUGCUCGAGAAGCAGCUCUGGAAGAACAAUUGGCACGUUCCAUGAAAUUAUACCUGGCUGUCCUAGAUGAUAGAGAGGAGCAGGAAGAACCAGCGUUGCCGACGUUGACCAAUGAGAUGUUGAAAGAAGUGAGAAGCGCCAUUAUACCAUGUCCUCCAGGUGAGGUUCUUGCAGAAGGUUUUGGUCUAAGGCUCACGCGAAAGGAUCUUUGCACGCUAGCCGACUUAAAUUGGCUAAAUGAUGAAGUAAUAAACUUCUACAUGAAUCUAUUAAUUGCCAGAGGCACGUCUUCCGACAAGUAUCCAAAGGUGCACGCAAUGAAUACAUUUUUUUAUCCAAAACUUCUAUCGGGUGGUCACUCGUCUCUGAAGCGAUGGACCAGAAAAGUAGACAUAUUUGCACAGGAUCUUGUAGUUGUGCCGAUACAUCUGGACAUUCACUGGUGUAUGUCAAUAAUAGAUUUCAGGAAUAAAUCGAUUGUUUAUUAUGACAGUAUGGGCGGUAGUAACCCAAAAUGUUUAGCCACACUAAGACAAUAUUUACAGGAUGAGAGUCUAGACAAAAAGAAACAAUCUUAUGAUAUGAGCGACUGGAAAUUACAAUCAGCCAAGAACAUUCCACAACAGAUGAACGGCAGCGAUUGUGGCGUAUUCUCUUGUAUGUUUGCCGAAUAUGCCUGCGGAAAUAAGAAGAUAACGUUUACACAAGAUGAUAUGCCGUACUUUAGAAACAAAAUGGUUUAUGAGAUAUUGAAGGGUAAACUUCUGUAAGAAGAAGCAUCAAUUACUGCUUCGAUAAAUUAAAAAAUGGCCAAUGUUAACGAGAAGCUUCAAACUAAUGGUAAAGCUAUAUUGUAAUAUCUUUCAAUUCAAUUUCUUAAAAAUAUAUUUCUGUUUUAAGACUCAAUGUGAGAGAAGAAAGAGACAUGCGUUUAUCUUGUAUAAUAAUUAUAAUUGCUUUGGAUGAAGUGUAAAAUUAAUAUAGAUAUACAUGUGCUAUAUAUAGAUAUGAAAAUAUUUUUCCGCUGUACAAGUAAGACGGUAUAUAGUUUCAUCGUUUCUAACAAAUUGUGGAUAAAAGGAUUGCAAUAUUUUUGUUUCUUCGACGAGUUUUAGAUUGCAAAAAAGUUAUAAAGAUGUUCUUACAAGUUCUGUAAAAGACGAAAUUUAAAAAAGAAAGCCAAUUCUUUUGUCCACAACUGUAC